AGCAGCAUGAAGCGCUCGCACCCGGACUACAGCUCCUCCGACAGCGAGGAGCUGGAUGAGCCCAUCGAGGUGGAGAAGGAGAGCGGAGACGAGAAUGGAAACUUGAGCUCCGCUCCAGGUUCUAUGUCUCCAACCACCACUUCCCAAAUUCUGGCUCGGAAAAGACGCAGAGGGAUUAUUGAAAAACGUCGCAGGGAUCGGAUCAACAAUAGCUUGUCAGAGCUGAGGAGGCUGGUGCCUAGUGCUUUUGAAAAGCAGGGAUCAGCUAAACUGGAGAAAGCUGAAAUCCUGCAGAUGACUGUGGAUCACCUGAAAAUGUUGCACACAGCAGGGGGGAAAGGCUACUUUGAUGCUCACGCUCUUGCUAUGGACUAUCGAAGUCUGGGCUUCCGAGAGUGUUUGGCCGAAGUUGCCCGCUACCUGAGCAUCAUCGAAGGUCUGGACACUUCUGAUCCUCUCCGUGUCCGCCUAGUGUCUCACCUGAAUAAUUAUGCCUCUCAGAGGGAAGCCGCAAGCAGUUCCCAUACAGGGCUUGGACACAUCCCUUGGGGCAGUGCCUUUGGACAUCAUCCCCACAUCUCCCACCCAUUACUGCUGCCUCAGAAUGGGCAUACUACUACGAGCGGCAGCGCAACUUCCACAGAAGGUCAUCAUCACCACAGCAGAAGUGGGGCUCCCCAUGCUGAAUCAUCUUCACUGAGAGCGCCCCCUAAUGGCAGCAUUGGACCAGUGCUUCCCGUGGUCACUUCAGCUUCUAAACUCUCUCCUCCCUUGCUGUCUUCCAUGGCUUCCCUGUCUGCAUUCCCCUUUUCUUUUGGUUCGUUCCAUCUGUUGUCUCCCAAUGCUCUCAGCCCGUCUACACCGGCACAGUCGGCCGGCCUUGGCAAACCUUACAGACCAUGGGGAACGGAGAUUGGUGCAUUUUAAGAACUAGCAGGGUGGUGAAGGGGUGCGUUGUCUGUAAAAUAGCCAGCUGAGCUGGGGCAUCUGAACUCCUUUUAACAGUUUGUUAUCAAAGGUACAGUUCCAGUUUUAACAGAGUUUGUACAAAGAAAAUGUUUCUCCCCACCCUGCUUUCUAUUAGCAGAUUUUAAAAAAGCAGCAGUUGCCAGAAGUUUAUUCAAUUUUUUUGUAAAAUCUUCAUAGAUGUUAAUUUAAAAAUGAUAAUAAAAUAGAAUUUUGCUGA
Podarcis raffonei (Aeolian wall lizard) is the source of this 1186-nucleotide messenger RNA. It is a transcript of the gene HEY1, whose product is annotated as hes related family bHLH transcription factor with YRPW motif 1. Gene Ontology annotation, cellular component: nucleus. The transcript has 5 exons. Gene Ontology annotation, molecular function: DNA-binding transcription factor activity, RNA polymerase II-specific; protein dimerization activity; RNA polymerase II cis-regulatory region sequence-specific DNA binding. Lineage: Eukaryota; Metazoa; Chordata; Lepidosauria; Squamata; Lacertidae. The coding region runs from base 7 to 927 and encodes 306 amino acids. Gene Ontology annotation, biological process: Notch signaling pathway; anterior/posterior pattern specification; regulation of transcription by RNA polymerase II. The record is from RefSeq and is a predicted model, not a curated record.